CCGCGGUGAAAGCUGGAGAGCUGCUCCGGUCCUGGCAGUACAGCCUGCGAAUGACUGAGCAGCAGCGGCAGCCGCAGUAGUAGCAGUAAUCAUAAUAAUUGCAGACGCCGCCACAGCUGUUCGAGCUGCUUUUUUGGCUCUUGGCUCUUUCCGCUGUCGCCAAGCCUCGAACGGGUUGAGGGAGCGCAUCUCCGAGCCGCUUCUAAAGGACGGCUGCUGCUGCUGCUGCUGCUGCUGCUGCAAAAAUAGUCCCCCGAAAAUAAGGCACGUUCUUGUUGCUCGGGGCGGGGGCGGGGGGGCUCGGAGAGGAUGAAGCAAUGCCGAGAGUGGGCGCUGCUCUUUUUGGGGGUUGGCAGCCUUCUCGCCACCAAAGUAAACAAGCACAAGCCAUGGAUUGAAACAUCUUAUCAUGGAGUUAUUACUGAAAACAAUGACACAGUCAUACUGGAUCCCCCAUUAGUUGCGUUGGAUAAAGAUGCUCCUGUUCCAUAUGCAGGUGAAAUCUGUGCUUUUAAAAUCCAUGGACAAGAAAUGCCCUUUGAAGCUGUAGUCCUAAACAAGACAUCUGGAGAAGGUCAGCUUCGAGCAAGAAGUCCAAUUGACUGUGAAUUGCAGAAGGAGUACACAUUUAUCAUUCAGGCAUAUGACUGUGGCACAGAGCCUAGUGGAACAAACUGGAAAAAAUCUCACAAAGCCGUGGUCCAUAUCCAAGUAAAAGAUGCUAAUGAAUUUGCACCUGCUUUUAAAGAAGCAUCUUAUAAAGCUACAGUGACAGAAGGAAAGAUCUACGAUAGUGUAUUACAGGUAGAAGCCAUGGAUGAAGAUUGUUCUCCUCAAUACAGCCAGAUAUGCAAUUAUGAAAUUGUCACAACUGAUGUUCCAUUUGCCAUUGACAGGAAUGGGAAUAUCAGAAAUACUGAAAAGCUCAGUUAUGACAAAGACCAUCAGUAUGAAAUAAUGGUAACAGCUUUUGACUGUGGGCAGAAACGUGCAACUGAAGAUGUCCUGGUACGUGUUGAAGUUAAGCCUGUGUGUAAACCUGGAUGGCAAGACUGGAAAAGGCAUAUUGAAUACAAACCUGGUUCUGGAAGCAUACCUUUAUUUCCCAUUAUUCACCUGGAGACUUGUGAUGGACCAGUUUCUUCUAUCCACGCCACUGUUGAGCUUCAGACCAACUAUAUUGGAAAAGGCUGUGAUCGCGAAACAUAUUCGGAGAAAUCUCUGCAGAAAUUAUGUGGAGCAUCUUCAGGUGCCAUUGACCUAUUACCAACACACAGUGCUGCAAAUAACUGGACAGCUGGUCUUCUGAUGGAUAGCAAUGAUAUGAUUUUUAAAUUUGAUGGAAAGCAAGGUGCCAAAAUUCCUGAUGGAAUAGUACCAAAGAAUCUAACUGAUCACUUUACCAUCACCAUGUGGAUGAAACAUGGCCCAAGUCCAGGAUUAAGAGCAGAAAAAGAAACUAUUUUGUGUAAUUCUGAUAAAACAGAAAUGAAUCGACACCAUUAUGCACUUUAUGUGCAUAAUUGUCGACUAGUAUUUUUGUUACGGAAAGAUUUUGACCAAGCUGAUACCUUCCGUCCUGCAGAAUUUCACUGGAAGCUUGACCAGAUUUGUGAUAAAGAAUGGCACUACUAUGUUGUCAACGUUGAGUUCCCAGUAGCUACCUUGUAUAUGGAUGGUACAACAUAUGAACCUUACCUUGUAACUAAUGACUGGCCUAUUCAUCCAUCACAUAUAGCAAUGCAACUCACUGUUGGUGCCUGUUGGCAAGGAGGAGAAGUCACAAAGCCCAGAUUUACUCAGUAUUUCCAUGGCAGUCUUGCCAGUCUUACCAUACGGCCAGGCAAAAUUAAGAGUCAAAAAGUGAUUUCCUGCUUGCAGGCUUGCAAGGAAGGUCUGGAUAUUAAUUCCCUGGAGAGUCUUGGCCAAGGAAUAAAGUAUCACUUCAAUCCUUCCCAGUCAGUCCUUGUUAUAGAAGGAGAUGACAUUGAGAAUAUAAAUCAAGCUCUCCAAAAAGUCUCCUAUAUCAAUUCAAGACAGUUUCCAACUUCAGGUAUUCGCCGCCUUAAAGUGUCAUCCAAAGUCCAAUGUUUUGGUGAAGAUACCUGCAUUAGUAUUCCAGAUAUAGAUGCCUAUGUAAUGGUGUUACAAGCCAAGGAGCCCAAGAUUACAAUGACUGGAAUGGAUCACUUUGCAAGACCUGCCACACAAUUUGAACAUGAAAGAGGAGUGAUUCUUUUACCGGAUGUCAGAAUUGUCAGCACGGUUUCUAAAAUGGAACAUCCUUCUGACCUGAAGGAAACUGUGACUACAGAUCAUAAACCAGUUCUGUUAGAAAAAAUGGAUCACAAUCUGGAUUUUUGUGAUAUUUUGGUAAUUGGAUCAGAAUUGGAUCCCAAGCGAGAGUGUUUGGAAUUGGACAAGAAAGACCUUCAAGGGAAACAUAUCGAAGCCACUAACUCUACAGCUGGAUAUUCAAUAUAUGGUGUGGACACUAUGAAAAACUAUGAAAAAGUUUUACGACAAAUUCGUUAUCGUAAUUGGCACACAUCUUCCUUUUCUGAUAGAAAGUUUAGAAUCAAAUGUUCAGAACUGAAUGGGCGCUAUACCAGCAAUGAAUUCAAUUUAGAAGUUAAUAUUCUACAUAAUUCCAACUCUAAUUCCAUGGAAUAUGCAAAUCUUAUGAUAAAAGAGCCACAAUUUUUCCAAUCUAUCCAUCACCCAGAAGAAAGCACAAACAAUAUUCAAAGCUCAGUACUUCCAAGUAUGGCUACCGUCAUCAUCAUCAUCUGUGUCAGUGUCUUAGUCUUCAUCAUAGCUAUGGGGGUAUACAGAAUUCAUUCAGCUUGCCACUAUACUUCAAAGGAACAUGAAACUAAUAAAGAAAAUGAAAUGGAUUGGGAUGACUCAGCUCUGACUAUCACAAUCAAUCCCAUGGAAAAAUAUGAACAACCUUGUGGAGAAGAAGAAAGUGAUGAGGAAGAAAUUGAAGAUGAAGAUGAUACAACCAGUGCAGAGUCAGAUGAGACUGAAGAGGAAGAAGAAGAGGAAGAAGCCAUAGGGAAUAAAGGAGACAAACAAAAUACAACCAGGCAAGAUCAGUUGGAAUGGGAUGAUUCAACAUUACCCUACUAGAAUCUUUAGUUUUCUUUCUCUUUUUGUAUAAACCAAUACUGUGUAUUUUGAGUCAAUCCUACUGAUUCAACCAUAUCUUGGAUCUAUGAAUUAAUUGACAGUUUAACUUCCUAUUGACUACAGAUGAUAAAACUGCAUUGUCUGAAUUUGAUAUAGUUGUAUCACAACUACUCCCAAUAGUUGUUCCUUUCCUAAUAUGUGAGUAAUAGCACCUGGUAAAGCACAGCAUACAACUAUUAAAGAGUCACUUGUAAAAAGGACAGCAACCUGACAUCAUACGUUUGUUAGUGCUGCUCUAGUUUCAUGAAAAACCCUGUUUCUUUUAAAGGGUGUAUAAGCAAACCCAAUUCAUCAGACUAUAAAGAGGAUAGUCCAGGUUGCUUUUAAAAUUUUCCAAAGUUCACACACAUAUAUAAACUCUUUUUGGGAUUCCUUUUAACUCUGCCUUGUUAAAGAUCCUACUGUCAAAGAUAGUAGAUGUACAUGCUACUCAAUGCACAGGGCAUAUUUGCACAUAUCUUCAUUUUCACUUUUUUCUUGUGGCUAUUUGACCUUUGCAGAGAGUUUCAAAACACACUAAACUGUAUAUGUCUGUGCAUGUAUAAGAAUGCACUGCUAAUGUCCAAAGUUUGCUAAAAAGAAUUCUUGUCUAGUCCCUCAAUUGAAAUUUAGUUAAAAGGCAUGUAAACCCUAUAAAUGAAACCUUUGUCUGUGAUGGUUUUUCAACGCCACACAGAUUAAGAAAUAUUUUCCCUUGUGUGAAAGAUAAAACUAGAGUGUUACUGUAGCUAAUACCUAGACUUUUGAUCUUUAAAUAAAGUAUCUUCUGAGAAAAUGUAAUUAUAAAUAAUCAUCCAGUUACAGAAUUUUAUGGCAGCUCUGUACUGUCACAGAGUUUGCUCAGAAUUCAGACAUGUGCUACUGUAUAUGUAGGAAUUUAAAUAACAUUUAUAAUCUCAGGAAAAGAACCCACUCUUUUGCAUGUUAAAACACUCAAAGCUCUGAUGCAUUGUUACAGAUGGAAUAGGUGUUUGAUAUAGUCCGUUGAUCAUUAAAAUAAAUUCUAGCAAUCAAACAAGUAAUGUCAUAGUAAAAAAAAAUCAUCUACAUUUUAAAUUCCUCCCCCCCUCUUGUCGUAGAUCCUUCUCUUCACCAAAGAUAUUUUAUUUGCAAAAUUACAAAGAAUUAAACACAGAACUAAAUACAGAACUUAAAAGUAAAAAAAAAAUAAAUCUGAUAGCAUUUGAAAACAUUUGAUAAAGAAUAAUAUUGGGUAGUUUGCAUUUUUCCAGCUAACCACUAUAUUUUGAAGGUUUAUAAGUUUGUGUGCUUUCUUAUAUAUUUUUCUCAAUAUUUGUGGCUCUACAUUUGAAUGCCAAAUAGUGCAGUAUUUGAUGCUGUGCAUGUUUUAAAUAUAUACAAACAUAGGCAUUUGAUGAAGAAGCAAAAUGUUUUGUAUUCAUAUUUUCUUAAAGAUUUUGGGGCUCUUGUUCCUUUUUAGCCCACCCAUUGUUGAUAAAAUCUCCUGUCCAAUUGUUUUAGCUCAACAGCAAAUAUAUUUGCAUAUAGAAUGCAUGUGAAGAUGUCCCUCUUGUGAUUACAUAACUCAUUGCCAGGCAAAAAAGUAACAAGAGCUUAUUUUUAUGUUUGCUUUUUAUUUUUAUCAUUGCUUUGAAUGAGUGUCAUUUCAUCCUUUAAUGUCAAGAAUGCCUCUAUGUGUGACAACUUCAGAAACAGAGACUAGUGCUGUCUGUGGCUUUGAAAGAGCCUCAAAUAUUACUUUUUUUCUAGGAAUAAUUUUAGUAAAGGGUAUAUAGGAAAUUGUCUGUACAAGUUCAGACUAUUGUCGUUAUACUAACUAACAGCAACUGCCUACAUUCUCCUAUUGGAUCUUUUAAUUAGAAAUUACAGAGACUCUGUGUGCAAGGUAGCUGCUUUACCACUAGACCAUUACAUGCCCUGCUAUUGUGCAAAGCUUUACAUCAUUUUGAAUCUUGAAGGACUAAAGUAAAUCUCUUUGAGCAAUUGCCUAUAUCUAAUGAAGGUAGUACUCAAGCUUUGAAUACGAUGAAAUGAUAUUAUAUUUUUCUCUGAAAGCAUAUAGAUCUUUCAUAACUGUGCAUGAUAUGAGAAAUACAUUAAAGCAUAUGAUGAUGACAGUGACGAUGAGACAAUGAUGAUGAUGAUGAUGAUGAAAUAUAUAUAUAGUUCCUACUGAAUCCUAAUAGCCUAUUAGCAUAUCCUAAAUUAAAAAUUAAAUAAUUCAAAUUUUAGAAUGCACGAAUAUUUCCUCUUCAAAGUAAAAUACAUGAUAAAGCUAUAUACUUGCUUAUUUAUUUUAACAACCUACAGAACCAGAUGAUAUUACCUGGUUUUAACUGGAUUAAACUUUUCUACAAUGUUUUUGUUUUACUUGAAAAAUACAGCUGUUCUACAACUUCCAAAUUAGCUUCUAUCUGUUUGACUUCUGAGGCAAAUAUUAUUCAAACUGACUCUUAAUUUUAUAUGUUCACACUGGUCUUUUAAACUAUGUGAACUAUGUGUAUCUGAGUGCAGUUUUACUCUGCAAAAUAAUAUAAUAAGUGAAUCAAAACCCAAAGGCCUAAAGUAAUCUAAAAUUAUGUCUCACUUUAGAUAUGAAAACUGACUGGGUAACUUUAGGCCAGUCAUACUCUCUCAGCUCAGUCCACAUCACAGGGUAGGGGUGCUAUCACCUUAGGUAAAUGAAUUUUCCUUAUCUUUCAUGGCCACAUUUCUAACAUACAAGUAAUUAUUUCUACAUUUUUAUUUAUUUUGUAUGAUUAGGAAAACACAAGUGCCCUAUCUCAGUCUGUUUAGUUGUGUGAGCUAAAGGAUUUCUUUUAAUUUUAGGAGAUGUAGUACUGAACUGUCAAUUUUAAAUUUCUUAAAAACUGCCAACAUUUUAUACUGUGUUGAGCAUUACCCAGUAAAACAGGUUGAGUGAAAAAAAGUAAGACAAAUGUUCCACCCUCACCAUCAAAUGGGGAGAAAUAGUGAAAACUGAAGGAAUCAAGGUGCCCAGUGGAAAUAUCAAAAGGCUGUAUAAGGACAAUUACUACAAAUACUUGAGCAUCCUUCAAGCUGACAACAUCAAGCACAAUGAAAUCAAAAAUAAGUUAGAAUCAAAUACGUCAAGAGAGUGAAGAAGAUCUUUAAGUCCAAACUCAGUGGAGGAAAUACCAUCAAGGCAAUUAAUACCUGUGCAAUUCCAGUCAUUAGACUGUACAGCUGAAAUAGUUUACUGGACUCAAUCAGAACUAAAAGACGUGGAUAUGAAGACCAGAAAAAUAAUGACAAUGAAUCAUGCCCUUCAUCCUUGCAGCAAUGUUGACAGACAUCAAUAAGAAUUGGGAAUUGCAUGGAAUGUUUCAAGCAUAUCACGUGGUUGAAGAAGAAAAAAGGGCAUUGGAAAAAUAUCUGAAGGACAGUGAAAAAGUUGCACUGAAGUUUCUAUACUAGGAAAGCUUACUGAGUAUUGGAAAGACCAAAUUGGCUUACAAAAAAGACUAAAUGAAACACAAAAAAGAGACAUGGGAAGACAAAGUAUUACAUGAUCACAUUAAAAAUAUCAGGCAAAGCAUAUAUUACCAAGACCUGGCAGUGGCUAAAAGUUGAAGAAACAGACAGAGGGGUUAAUUUUGGCUGCACAAGACCAAGCUUUAAGAAUAAAUGCAUACAAAGUCAGAAUAAAGAAGAUGGCAACAGACAGCAAGUGCCACUUUUGCCAAAAAUUGAAGAAACAAUAAACUACUUGGCUAUCUGCUGUAAGAAGAUUAAGCAGACUAACUACAAACAAGCAUGACAAUCCAAAGCAUUAGAAGAUCUUCAAGAAAUACCAAUUGCCUGCAAGCAAGAACUGAUGGGAUCACAAAAUAGGAAAAGUUAUAGAAAAUGAAGAAGCUAAAGUGCUCUUGGACUUUAGAGUAUACUGUAAAUAGAUAGCAUCUGUCACAUAACACCCAAGACAUAACAAUUGUCUAUAGGGAAGGGGGGGAAAAGUCUGCUUAGUGGAUCUGACAAUACUUGGAGAUAGCAGAAUAGAAGAGAAAGAGCUGGAGGAAAUAACAAAAUACAAAGACUUCCAAAUAGAAAGGAAAAGUAGUACCAAUAGUAAUAGGCACAUUGGGUGCAAUUCCAAAACAAUUGCAGCACCUUGGAACACUAUCAGCACUGCCAAAAUAACCAUCAUCAAUUGCAAAGACAGCUUUAAUUGGAAUAGCUUACAUACUAGGAUAAUACAUUUAACAGCAUGGAACAUCAACAUCUGCCUAUCUUAGGUCCUUAGGAAGAAUGCAACAGGUUGGUAAAAACAUGAAAUCCAAUCUACAUAUCUAGCUGACUGUGUCACCAAUCAUGAUAAUCAUAAAAAAUUAAAAUUGAAAGAUUAUGACAUGAAGUGACUGUGGUGGUACCAUUGGUUAUCAGCACACUAGAUGCUAUUGGACAGCAGAAAUGUUAGACAAAAUUUCCACCUAUCGAUUGCAAAAGGCCACACUACCUAGCUACACAUAUAUUAUGCCAAUGCAUUACAACAUCCUAGGCUCUUGUGAAGAACUUGAUGUAUAUGAAAACUAAAACCAGCUAAAGAAUUUGCAGCUGUGACUUCAUACUGUUGUGAACAGAUAAUGAGAAUAAUGACUCUAUAGGUUGACAAAAAUGCCAGAUCCAGUCUAAACAUCAGGAUGACUGAACAAAUGACCAUAAUAUGUCAAUUAUUAUUACAACUGUCACUGUUGAAAGAUCUGAAAGAGAAGGUUAGAAGUAAGUCAUCAUGGAGGAAAAUGAUUUGAUGACAUGUAAUCAAUCAAUCACAGUCAGAUAUAUAAUCUUUUAAAUGUAUUUAUUAUAUUUAUAUUCAGCUCAAUUUUCCAGGACAUAUAUGUCACUAUUUCCUACAGUUUCUUCCUACAAUAAUCUUGUAUGAUGUGUUGUUUCUUUACCAAGUCUUUCCAUUGAAAUUCUAUGGCUAAGGAUAGAUGUGGACCUACUUCACUCAUCUUUACUCAUCGUCCAAUACCUUAAAUCUGUUCAAACGCUAAAGCGAUAAUGUUUUCUGCACCUAAAAUGCUGUUUUCUGGAGCUGCUAACUUGUUUUACUAGGCCAAUAGCCAGAUGCAGUUGUGCUAUCCUACCAGCUAACAAUUUAAUGUUGAUUUGAGUUCUUCAAACUCUCUGUACAUAUUUAGCAAUAAAACCAGAAGGCAUGCCAUUGAAGACAUACCUCAAUUAGUGUAACAGCAUAUUUAUGGCUACAUUUCGAAGAUUGUUAGAAUUUGGCUGACAAAUACAAGCAAUUAAGUCGUUAAGUCAUCAAGACGAGACAGGAAAACAAUCCAGAGUUUGCCAGAUCAGGUACAAAUACUGGAAAAUCUAGGAAUAACACCACCAGCAGCAAAAAAAAAGAAACAAAAAACAAAACCAAGACUUUACAAAUAGAAGAAACAAGGUUUGUAAUUAUGAAGAAAUCUUGGCAACUGCAGCACAUUUAUUCAUUGGAUAGAAAUCUAGAAAGUCUGUAUAGAUCAGUCUUUUCCAACUUCGGAUAUUCCAACCGUGUUAGGACUGCAACUCUCAAAAUAUUGGGCUGGCAUGAGACUACAAAGGGUGUCAGAUUUCAGAAGGAUAUUUCUGACAACAGAAAUAUUAAAAAGGUUGUGUGUGUAAUGGUACAUAGGAAUGUGGGAGACUGGGCAAAAAGAUGCUGCUAAGGAAAAGGUGAGAUAUGAGACAGCUUAGCCUUAGCUCAUAGCUAGAAAGUGGGCAGGGAAUAGGCUCAGAAAAGAGUCUCAGUCCAAAUAACUAGGCAGUAACCUUCUCUAGUUAUUUGGACUGUUAUAAGAGAUGGCCGGGGAGGGAAGAAUUGUUCUUUUGAACUUGAAGAUUCCAUCAAUGUAGCUUUACAAUUAAGUAGAAUUAGCUAAUAUUCCUAUCUGGUUUACUCCACAAAGCCUACAGGCUGCUUUAACUCCAGAAUUCGUGGUAUUCAUAAAUAUAGUCUGCCACUACAUUAAUUAAUGAAGCUGAUAGUGUCAUCCUGUUAAUUUCAGCUAAGUGUGAAGAGACUAGGGUUCAAGGUCUUAAUAUGCAUUAACUCAUUUCUCUAAAGAGAAUUGGAAUUUUGUGAUAUAUUUAGGUUUGAAAUUGUGAUUAGUAAUGUAAUUAAAAAUAACUAUCAUUCUUCUCUGCGUGGAUCAUAGGUCCUAUAUUAUAAGAUGUUUGUUAAAUUCCUGGAGAGUAAUACCGAGAAUGGAAGUCAAAAUUACAAAAGUCCUAUUAUUAUUUAUCAGAUCGAGAUAUAUGAAUCAAUUGUUUCAUGAACAAGUAUCAUUUAUUUCAGUUCAUAAGUAAUUAAAUACCAAAUUAAUGUGAAAUGUGAUAAGUGAUUGUAACAAUUAAGCCUAUGUUUUUACCUUUAGGAAGGAAAGAUAAAAUUACUCUGAUAGAUACACAAAAAAUUACUGUCAUUCACUGCAAUGAUAUGCUUUUAUUUCACAUGAUUACAGUUUGUGAGAACAGUGAGAUCUUUUUGAAAACUAUAAUGUUACUUUUUUAUCCAACAAAAAAAAUAAAGCUCAAUCAACUAGAAAAUGACCAUAAUUGCAUUAUCAUAUAUUCGAUUUAUAAGCUGAGUUGUAAACAAGUUGUUAUCAUUUUUCAAUCAUUUUUUUUUCACUACAAGCAAUCACAUCACAAGAACUUAUCAAUACGUUCACAUUCUAUAGAAAUCACAAAGUGGUAAAACUGGUAGCCUUCAAAUAAACCAGCUUAAAACAUUAUUUGGCAUCCAAGGUGGUUUUCCCCCCUUAAGCUUGUUUUCUGAUUUAGGUAAACUGUUUAAACUCAGGCUUUUUGGUUUCAUCAUUUCAGAAAAGCAGUGCGGCUGCAAAUAUUAGCAUAUGUGAUACAUAUAUACACACAUAAAAGAUAGUUGUUUCUUCAUUAAAAAUAACCAUAUAAUGUUUAUGGGACAAUUCUUUUUUUAUAUAGCCAGUUUUUAAUCAUCUUGCCUGAGGCAAAGGAUCCAAGUGCAGUAAAUCUUUAAGUUUGGCAUGUGAUUAAUAUCCCAACUUUUGUGAUUAAUGUUUUCUCUGUCUUUGUGUCUUGUUUUUUCUUCCUUCCAGUAUUAUAUAUAAUGUUUUUCUGAUUCCUUGCUCAAAUUCUUCUUAUACACAACAGAUGUUGCGGACAGGAAUAAAGGUAUCACAGCCAUUUGAAAAAUAUCAUAUGAAAUGUAAUUAGAUUUUUUCUUCUCUCAAUAACUUGAUAGAAAAAAGCCUGAAUGUUUUGUGAAUUUCAGACAUCUAGCAGUCAAGACUUUGCAGUAUGAUAGAAUUGAAUGAUGGUAGUACUUUAAACUUUAUAAAGAAAUACUUGCUCCCCAAAUUAGACCAUCCCUCUCUACAAGUACAUGAUACAACAAUUAUGUUUCUUAACUCAAUAGUCUUUCAUUACAUUGUGCUUGCUUUGCCUAUUGCAAAUUUGUUUAGGAUAUUAAUGGAAAAUAAUUGAUAUAGUAGCAUAAUCCUAUGCAUGCACUAUUGUAUGUUUAUGUCUGAUCUUACAAUAGAAGUAUUAAAGGCAGCAAUAUAGAAGUCAGCUUUCUUUAAUUUCAUACAGAAUUGGGUGAGAUAAGCUUACAUCUACUGAUUUUGGAUGCACAACUUGAUCUGUAUGUACAGAUGAGUUAAAGUAGCGUAGUAGCACCUUGCUAUAAACAGUUAAAAGAUACUUCUCUUUCAAAUGAUUUUUCUUUUUAAAAAAAGCAAAUUCGAAAUGUAAAAGUUACAAAACCAUUCACACUCUGUUACAGGCAGAUUUUUAUCUAUUAGUGAAGGCAUCCUGAAUAGGCAAUUUCUUCCCAGUCAUUCCUACUUUCACAAACACAAGUGACACAUUCCACAAUGUCCCUAAGAGGGACAUCAGGGAAAUUCCUGUGCUGAAUUAAGUGCAUUUUGCAGAUGAAACCAGUGUUCACAUUGAUGAGAAACAAAGCUUGAAUCUGUACAGGUAAGUACCGGUAUAUAUUAUUUAUACACAUAAAGAAUGUACAAAAUUAAUAAGUGAUCUAGACUGUUGUAGAAUAAUAAUGUGUAAGUAUUGGGUAAUUUUUCACAAGUCACUUCAUAUGCUAUUUACUGUAUUUUUCGCUCUAUAAGACGCCCUCCCCCCCCCCCCAAAAUGGAUGGAAAUGUCUGUGUGUCUUAUGGAGCGAAUAUUGCAGCCAGGCCGCAGCGGCGGGGUCCUUUUACAGUCUGAACCCUGCCGGAGUGCAGGAGUCAAUAGGCAGAGCUGACACAUGAGAGGACAUCUAUCUGUGGUCCUCUCAGGCUCUUCUUCCUGCCCUCACUAUACUUUUGCUCCAUAUUUGGCACUCCAUAUAAACAAUGAGACGGCACUCCAGAUUCAUUUUUUUUUCCUCCUCGAAACCUAAGUGCGUCUUAUGGAGCAAAAAAUAUGGUAUAUGCUUUUAAUAUGCUUUUAAUAGUAUUUUCUUUAGUAGUAUACUACAUUCAUUUCCCAUUGUGUAGUAUACAUAGUGGCUUAUAAUAAUCAAAUGGAAAACACUAACAUGAAUUUAAAUUGUAAUAUUAGAUACAACCAUUAUAGCAAUGUAAACAUAAGUUAAAACAGCAACACUCUGCUACCUCAAAUAUUAAAUGCAAAUUGGAGUUUUAACAUCAUUUAAUAGAUACCAAUGAUGGUAACUUAUAAAUACAUGUUACAAAAAUAGACUGGCACUAAUGAUACAUGCUUUAUAAACAAGAGCCUAUAAAUCAUGAAGGCAUACAGGAAAGAAAUUAUAUCUUUAUAAUAGCAUAGUAGUAUUUUGGAUUGUUUCCAAAAACAGACUAAUAAUUAGACCUUAUUGGAAAAACAGAAAGCAACAAACCAAAAUUUAUUUUCCUGUCAUAUUCCUAAUUUCUCUAAAUGUUCAGAGGCAGUUCUGCAUAUAAUGCAUUACACUCAUCUGUAAGAAAUAUUGGUAAUUUGGCAGACAUUUUGAUAUGUUUUGUAGAAUGAAAUAAAUCUGAAGAUUAAUUAGUACUGAAAAGUUAAAAUGUGUGUGUUGAAAAUUUAGUGUGUGAGACAGGAAGUAGAAAAUUAGAAAGAUUAAAUCUAAUCAGAAACAGCAGGUUAAUUUGAUAAAACACAUGGUACACAAAUCAUACAUAUCACUGUACUGAAUUUCUAAUAUUAAGCUCUUUUCCACUGUAUAAACAGUGCAUAUUUCCCAGCAUGUGAAUUUUUCAUGGAAAAAGGGUCAUUGUACUAUUGAUAAGCACUAUCGCUUUAAUUUCCAAAAGGUGCAUCAGAACACAUGAACUUAAGACCUCUUUGUAAUGCCUUAAAGAUGCAUGUUUUCCUGUCAUGAAGAUUAGCCAGAGUAUACUGUAGCAACUUUAAAAUAUUGCAGAUACUUACAUUCCUGUGUGCUCCAAAGCACCUUUUAGAGAUCAAGACAAUUUCCAUGACAUGUACAAGUACUUUUGAAUAUUUACUUAAGUUUCAUCUAUUGAUGAGAUGAACUGAACACAGCUAUAAAAAUUGGUGUGAAUUAAGGAUGAUCCAUAGCAUCAAAACUAAGGAAUAAUUCAAAAGAAGUAAAUUGUAAGAUUACUGGAAAAGAAAUGUUAUAUCUGUAAAUCUCAUUAAUUCUUAAUAUUCUUGUUGUUUCAAUGAAUGAGUACUGUUUUUAUGUACCAGUACUUAUACUUGUAAGUGAAAAAUGUUAUAUAAAUUGCAUAAUGUCCUAACUUACACCUAGAAUAUGACCCAAUGUGGAUUGUGAGAAACUAAUCCUUUUCCUCUAUGGAUAGAUACAGAUGUGCAUUUCUUCCUGGUAUUAAACCAUAUGCCAUUUUACAUUGGUAAAAGUAUAUAUCACAACUAUUCUGAAAAGUAAAGGCCCUAUAAUUUCUGUUUUACAGUUAAUUUCAAUACUAAAUGAAAAUUUAGAUUUGACACCGGCAGUGAAUAUUCUGAUAAUAAUCAGAAAAAACAUAAAAGAUAUUUUAUGUUGAUGCAGAGAGGUAUACAUAUCCCAGUUAAAGAUGUUAUAGAUCUACAGUAGACUAAUGUUUAAUAAAUAUUAAGAAAUAAUUAUUGAAUGUUUUAUUUUAUAGGAGCAAAAGGAAAGAUAUGUUACUGUCAAGAUUGUCAUACAUUUUAAAAAGCAGCAUGAUAGCUGUAUAGAUCAUUUUCAAAUGUUUUAGUAUCUGGAUGUAUAGCAUCUGGAUAUCUGGUGUCAGAUCCUUGACUAGGACUUGAAUGAUUAAUUAUUAAGUUUUUACCAGUCUUAAUAGGUAUUUAAUUGUAGAUUGCCCUCACAUAAUAAUAUAUCAAAUUUAUAUGCUCCCAGUGACUCUCGGCAGUUAAUACACUUUCUACCCCAUUUCUAUUGAAAAGUAAUUGCUUAAUGAGUAGUAAAGCUUAGAUUUAUCCCACAAAUAAUGAUAUAUAAAUGCUGAUAAUAUUCUAAACAAUACUGCCAAAAUUAUCAAUAUUUCAGCAUUGAAAAUAUGGAUUAUAAUUGUAGGACAUAUUUCUGCCUACAAUUAUAAUUCCUCAGAAUUAAGGAAUCUCUUACUAAUGCAGACAUGGUAUGUGGUAUGUUAAAUAGUAACAAUUUUUAUUCUAUUUUAAAUAUUCAUGCUUUUUCCUAUCUUGAUCAUUCCAUAUGUACUUAUUACAUCUUCUAAACUUAAAAGAUAGAGUUAUUACUUCAAACUCAGCAUUGUAUGUUCUUAACAACAUGGUAUCCUAAUUAAUUUAUCAAAAUAUUAUGAAUUUACGUCUUCAGUAUAAUCAUUUGGUAUCAUAUGUGGGUACAUUUCUGGGAUUUACAGUUGUCCUAGUCAUUUAUAAUUAUCUUUGUGAGGCAGUGAUGGGAUUCAACCAGUUCGCAGCUAUUCGGGAGAACUGGUUGUUAACCUUCUAAGCAGUUCUGAGAACCGGUAGUUGGAAGAAAUCUUAUUUUGUUUUUUUCCACUUUACAGGGCUAAUCCUGUAAGGAAGGCAGGAAGGAAACAUUCUGGUUUUGUUUCUAGCCUAAUCUUUAUUGCCCUGCUUACAGAAACUGCCUGUCUGGUUAAUCCUUAUUACAUUGUAACAGCUAAGGCGAAGCGCCCAUCGAUUUGAGUGAUGUUGAAUUGGCCCCGCCCACGUGGUCAAAUGACCACUGAGCCAUGCCUACCCGGCUGGUCAUUAGAACAGAAAACCGGUUGUUAAAUUAUUUGAAUCCCACCACUGUUGUGAGGCUUGUUUUGAGAAACAUCAGAAAUGAAAGUAAUGAAAGCAGCAUUCAGGGAGGCAAAUCUCUAAUGUGUGUUAAACAAGCAUACAAACUGGUAUAAGAAUUCCUGCAACUGUGAUAUAUCAAUGCAAGCCCCAGAGAUAAGACUCCACUUGUUAUACCUUUGUACCUUUUCACCCUACAAGUAUAGAGAAUAAUUUCUUUUUAUGUUUUGUUAUGGUUAUGAACUAGAUUGGUUUCAGUCUGCUUGCUUCUUUCCUUUUCAAAACUAACUUUCACACCAUGCAAUCUUACAAAAGAAAUAUCUUAGAAUCUAAAAAGAAAAGCUCUUACAAAGUAUAUGAAAUUUCUACUGCCACAACUUACUGAAAUUUAUUUCCUCCAAGCAUGGUUUUGCAGUCUAUCCCUUGUACAUGUGAUCAGUGCUGUUGGUUAGUAGUCAUGUAAUAAAUUGUCUAAAAAGCAAUUACAGAUAAAUUUUACUGACAUCUUCCUUUUUUAUCAUCAUCACCAUCAUCACCACUGCCAUGUUGUUGUUGUUUGUUGUGUUGUUAAAAAAAAUACAAAGGUUGCUGGAAAAUAAAAAGGGAAAUGAGAAAUGGUGAGGGAAAAAGAGAGAGAGAAAGGCAAAUACCAACUCAUGAGCUUCAUCCAAAAGUUUAUAACUCACUGUUUUAGGCAGAUAGUAGAAUGUAUGAUCUGGAUAAUGGGAUGACUUGGUUUUAAGGAGAUACUAUCUCAACAGUUUUGUUUCCAUAGAAAAGAUGGAGGGUUCUAAGUAAUAUGAUUUAGGAUAGAAGGGGCAGCAGGAGACAGAAAUGAAAAAUACCACCAUUUAUGUGAAUGCUCUAAAAAAAUAAGAGUUUCUAGUCAAGUGAGAGGAAAUGAUUUUAGAGCUCAAUCUGGAAGGCUUUGAAUGCAAGUAAAGUUAAGGAGAUUUAGUCAAGGUAUGGGGAUAUGGAUGGAAAAUUGCCUAAAAACAAAUCUCCUCUGCAGACACACAUACAUGGAUGUUUUUUAACCUUCAUGGGAGAUUAAAUAUUAAGCAAAAUAAGCAUCAUUUUCCUAACAGUAAAAUAUUGAAAUACUGCAGACAUGCUGGCUAGUGAAUUGUUUUAUAAGAGCCAUCAGAAGUUACUGGGCCACACUUUAAUCAUGCAGCAUAUCUGCAUUACUGAACCAUUCAAAGAUAGUCUUUCUUUGUAUGAAAGUCUCUUUCUGCUUUCAGAAGAGAACUCUGAAUUCAAUUCUGAGUUCAGCAAUGAAAAGUUAUCAUGACCCUGCGCUUUUAAAAAGAUCAUUUUCUUAGGCAGUGACUUUUGGGAACAGUUAUUCUUCACUGUAUUUUAUAUUAACCAGACAGUAAAAAUGCUAUUUUCCUACACUGGAAAAUGCAUGUAGUUAUUUUUUCCUUUCAAUGUUUGAUAGAUUUGUUUCCUCAGAGGCUUAUUACUUUAUUCUGCUUAGCAAUAAUUCUACCUUGGCAUUUUUUUUAAUCCAAAAGUUGCAAUGUCACUGGCAGUUUUAUCACUGAAUAAUCUGAUCACUGUUUGAGAGCAAAUAAAAUAAAAAUGGGAUACCAAGAUAUCUUAUCAUUUGCUUCUAUAUUUGAUCAUUAUAUUUUAAUACAUUAUUGUACAUGAGAGAAAAUCAAACAAUAUUUGGAAACACCUUGUUGCUAAGUUAAAUUAUGUAAGAGUGGAUAAUAUAUGCAGGAUAAGGAAUUCAAUGAGUAUAUGCAAUUCAGAAGGAAUAUAAAUUCUUUUUACAAUAUGACUGUAUUACAGAUCUGCUUAUUGUUAUUUUUUAAGAACUUUAAGAAAACAUGGUUAAAAUAAUCACAUAAAUAACUAAAUUGUUAUAUAGAGAGAAAAAGUUGGUUUAUUUUCUUCUCCUUUUCUUCUUCAUAUCCUCAACUAUGUGAUGUAAACCUUGUCACUUUGAAUGAUAACCUCUGAAUUUCAGAUUGUAAAAGGUUCUAAGUUUUACACCGUUAUUUGCAAAAUUUAUUUUUUAAAUCCUUGGCCUGCACAUGUACUAAAAAUAUUCCCUUUUUUUGUGAUCACUCUGGCACUUUCUGUGAAUUGGCCAAUAAAUAUGGUUUUAGAAUUUCACAUAAAAA
This is a messenger RNA of Pantherophis guttatus, 16532 nucleotides long. RefSeq names its product calsyntenin 2 (gene CLSTN2). The record is from RefSeq and is a predicted model, not a curated record. Gene Ontology annotation, biological process: positive regulation of synapse assembly; homophilic cell-cell adhesion; positive regulation of synaptic transmission. Gene Ontology annotation, molecular function: calcium ion binding. Gene Ontology annotation, cellular component: postsynaptic membrane; cell surface. Lineage: Eukaryota; Metazoa; Chordata; Lepidosauria; Squamata; Colubridae.